AGAACACUGCGCAUUCAUCAACAAAAAGUUGAAACUGACAACUUUCUCGCGACAUGGCUUUACUGGCGGGCAUAGGCGCGACAGUGGCCCUAGUGACCAUCUCUCUAUGGUGGUAUCUUCGCAUGCCAUCCCACAUGCCCAAAAAUAUCCCCACAGUUCCAUUCUACGUAUCCAGCAUUGCAUAUUUCAUUGACCUCGGUCAAGAUCAGAUAUAUGACCGCUGGUUGCGCGAACCACUAGAAAAAUAUGGAGCAGUCAAGUUCUGGGUCUCGUCGCAAUGGACUGUGCUUCUUGGAAAGCCAGAGUAUAUCAACGACCUCCUCAGGAAAGAUCAGGUCUUUCCGAAGGCAGGAAAUAAUAACAGGAUUCCCUUCAGCGUUCUUGGUACUUUCCUCGGCAACAACAUCAUUAGCGCCCAGGGGGAGACAUGGAAGCUUUACACCUCGAUCAUGAAGGCUGGUAUUCAAAGGCGGAUCACAGACACCAGUAAGUUGCUGGGGAGGUCAAGGCAGUUGAUCAGAGGACUCCUGGAGGCUCAGAAGGCUGCGGGCAAAAGUUCGGGCAUCGAGAUAGAGUCAUUAGUGCAAAUGUAUACGAUUUUUGUUGUGGGAGAACAUUUCUUUCAAACGGAUUUUGAAAGCCUUGAAUCGAAUGAAGCGGUGAGGCUGGCAAAGUACCAGACAGCCAUUAGGGCCAACGUUUUUUCUCCGCUGUAUUUCAGUUUUCCCAUCCUCGACAAAUAUCCCUAUAUAUUUCGGAGUCGAAAGCGCGCGUUCCGAAUCGUGAAAGAGUACGAGGACCUACUUUACGAAGUUGUUCGGAACCCUCGACCACGGACCGUUUCGCGGGACUCAAGUGCUUCAGGCGAACGACAGGUUAUAGACGACCUCCGAGAAGCCCUCGUCUGCGGGAAAAUCACGGAGACCCAGUUCCGUGCAAAUAUGAAAAUAGUGUUCGUGGCAGGUCACGAAGACGUGCAGCAUCUGCUCGACUCAGCCUUGUAUGAAAUGGGCACCAAAACGGCCGUACAAGAAAAGCUUCGAUUAGAAGUCUUGAAUACAGGGGCCGUCGACCCAACACCGGAAAUAGUUGACAGCUUGCCAUACCUCGCUGCGAUAGUAUUCGAACUUCUGCGCCUUUACCCCCCACUUCAACAGCUCAUCAACCGGAAAGCAUGUCAAACAGCAGUUAUAGGCGACGACAUCGUCAUAUCACCAAACACACUCCUUGGUUGGACUGCACUUGGUGUGCACACCAGCAAAGCAGUGUGGGGCGACGAUGCAAAACAGUUUGUCCCCGAGAGAUGGGGAACCACGGUUGACACAAUACGGGCCAAGUUCCGUAGGGAAAAUGCCCGGGGUGCAUACAUUCCGUUUAACGCACAUGCGCGGAAAUGCCUUGGCCAGGGGUUUGCCUUAUUGCAGAUGAAGAUUAUGUUGUUCGAGUUGGUGAAAAGCGUGGAGUGGAUAUUGGAUCCUAGGUCUAAAAUGAAGCUUGCACGAGGUUUGUUGAAGCCAAUUGGCUGCAAGUAUAUAUUCAAAAAUCGGCCGGGUAUAGAAGCCAAAAGGAACUGAACUCCUUGUUCCCAGGCAGUAACUAUAACCGUUCCGCGCUUUAUUUCGGCACGGGUGGGCUGGGCAAUUGGGAUAUAAGCAAAUAAACGGGGCGGUGGCGGGGAUGGGCGUUGGAGGGCACGGCGCAAUGGAGACAUGUCG
This is a messenger RNA of Blastomyces dermatitidis ER-3, 1715 nucleotides long. Its product is annotated as cytochrome P450-DIT2. The transcript has 4 exons. Bases 54 to 1574 code for a protein of 506 amino acids. Lineage: Eukaryota; Fungi; Ascomycota; Eurotiomycetes; Onygenales; Ajellomycetaceae. The record is from RefSeq and is a predicted model, not a curated record. Gene Ontology annotation, molecular function: oxidoreductase activity, acting on paired donors, with incorporation or reduction of molecular oxygen; iron ion binding; heme binding.